Molecule: messenger RNA, 1593 nt
Organism: Phyllostomus hastatus (greater spear-nosed bat)
Lineage: Eukaryota; Metazoa; Chordata; Mammalia; Chiroptera; Phyllostomidae
Gene: RBP5
Product: retinol binding protein 5
Exons: 4
Coding region: 144-551 (135 amino acids)
Biological process (GO): fatty acid transport
Cellular component (GO): nucleus; cytosol
Molecular function (GO): fatty acid binding
Source: RefSeq, a predicted model, not a curated record
AGACCUUUACACAAGCCGGUCUCUGUGUGUGGAAGCCUGCCUGGAGUCCCUCAGCCCCACCUGCCAGGCAACAGCCCUCCCUCCGCACUCUUGUCUUCUACAUUCUCCUGACAUCUCGAUUGCCAUCUUGGCCAGCCUGGACAAUGCCUCCCAACCUCACCGGCUACUAUUGCUUUGUCUCGCAGAAGAACAUGGAGGAUUACCUGCAAGCCCUAAACAUCAACUUGGCUCUGCGGAAGAUAGCGCUGCUGCUCAAGCCUGACAAGGAGAUUGACCAUCAGGGCAACCACAUGACAGUGAAGACCCUCAGCACCUUCCGCAACUAUGUUGUAGAAUUCGAGGUGGGAGUGGAGUUUGAGGAGGACCUAAGGGCAGUGGAUGGACGAAAAUGCCAGACCAUAGUAACCUGGGAGGAGGAGCAGCUGGUCUGCGUGCAGAAAGGGGAGGUGCCCAACCGAGGCUGGAGGCACUGGCUGGAAGGAGAGAAUUUGUACCUGGAACUGACUGCAAGGGAUGCUGUGUGUGAGCAGGUCUUCAGGAAGGUCAAGUAGCCGGAGAGGAGCUGAGGGCUGCUCCAGACAGCACCGGUCCCCAGACUCCUCUUGCUUGUGCCCCUUCAAGCCCGGAUUGUCCUAGGUCAUCAAUCCCUUUCUCAGGCCACUUCCCAUCACUCACCCCUCCCCAUGUUAAUCUAUAACUUGCAGCCCCCAAGGCCAAAGUCCUUUUGUUCACACACUCCACUGCCCAAUAGUGACGUCAUAUCCAGUUCAAGGUCUGGCCUCUGGAUGAAAGAAACAGGCAAAGGGGAAAGGGCCCUUGAGAAUAACCGAUCUCAACUGUCUUUAGUUUAUUUGGCCUCCUAUUUUCCAUCUAAGAAAGAUCUAAGCUUUGAGCAUUUGGGGGUUCGUGGAAACCCUAUCCUGGUGGAUCUUUUGCAAAACUGCCUGGGAUUCAAGAAUUUAAACAGGAACUAAUGGUGGAGCCUUUUUGCCCAUUUCCUUGUCCUUAUUUUGGAAAAAGCCUCAUAUGCUCAACAGAACCAUGCCCGAGGCACAGCCCCACCCACAAAGAGUUCAGUUUACCAACAUCUAAUUGCAUUAUGGCUAUCCUACAUGCCAUACACUUCCUUAUACAUGCCUUAUACUUCCAUCCUACAUGCUGGGGGAAAGGAGGUGACUGGGAAAGACCCUUUGUACAGUACUGAGGGACUUUCUAAAUAGUGACCUGGCUUGCAUGUCUGCUUUGAGAAGGACAGGCAGCAAGAAGGCCAGAAAAGACUGAGAAGGGUAGCAGACAAAAGAUACAAGACCAAAGGCUAGAAGGAUGAGAUUCAUGAGGAUGCAAAGGCAACGAUAGGAAAAAGACCAACGAACCUGGCUAUAGAGACCCUCUGCUUAAAAUCCAGCAAGACUGGGGACAGAGGAUAAGAGGGAGAACUGAGAACAGCAAGGCCCCUCCCUUAGGAUCCUAGAAUCACUGCCCUGUCCCAGAAGGAUAGGGCCUAUUCAAGUUCAGGGCCAGCUCUCUGCCUCUGGCACCUCCCUACUUCCAGUGGCCUUGGUUCUUUCAGAAUAAAAGUACUUCAGAACAAAA